GAUAUGCGUUUAUUUUUUGCUGCACAAAAGAAUGACUGCCAACCUGGCUGAAGCCAGUGCUUCUGAAGAAGAUAAAAUAAAAGCCAUGAUGAUACAGUCUUUCCGUGAAUAUGAUCCAGUCCAUCCCAUGAAGAAGCCCUUGGCUACACCUCCACCAUCAUAUGUUUGCUUUCGGUGCGGAAAACCUGGCCACUAUAGAAAGGACUGCCCAAGAAAUGGGGACAGAAAUGUGGAGUCUGUUCCCAGACUGAAAAGGAGCACAGGAAUUCCAAGGAGUUUCCUGAUAGAGGUGAAAGAUCCCAACACAAAGGGUGCAAUGCUGACCAACACUGGAAAAUAUGCAAUCCCCAUUAUUAAUGCGGAAGCUUAUGCUAGAGAAAAGAGGAAAAGGCCUCCAUCUUUACCAGAGGAGCCAUCCUCCUCCUCUUCUGAUGGUCCUGUUCCAGAUGAGCUGUUAUGUCUCAUUUGUAAAGACAUAAUGACUGAUGCAGCUGUUCUUCCCUGCUGUGGAAGCAGUUAUUGUGACGAGUGUAUUAGAACGGCAUUGCUGGAGACUGAGGAAUAUACAUGCCCAGCGUGUCACCGGACAGACGUUCCUCCUGAUGGUUUAGUUGCCAACAAGAGCCUACGCCAGGCUGUGAACAACUUCAAAAAUGGUGUUGGCUACACAAAAAGGCUCCGUAAGGAGAUCCAGCAGCAACCAUCAGUACCCACAGGUGGUAAUGACAGCUUUAGAAUUUCUCUUAAACAAUUACCUUCAGAUAAGCUGAAUGGGCUUUUUUGA
This is a messenger RNA of Melopsittacus undulatus (budgerigar), 784 nucleotides long. RefSeq names its product E3 ubiquitin-protein ligase RBBP6-like. The record is from RefSeq and is a predicted model, not a curated record. Gene Ontology annotation, biological process: protein ubiquitination; ubiquitin-dependent protein catabolic process. Lineage: Eukaryota; Metazoa; Chordata; Aves; Psittaciformes; Psittaculidae. Gene Ontology annotation, molecular function: zinc ion binding; nucleic acid binding; ubiquitin protein ligase activity. Gene Ontology annotation, cellular component: nucleus. The transcript has 7 exons. Bases 32 to 784 code for a protein of 250 amino acids.